Messenger RNA from Bicyclus anynana (squinting bush brown), 3474 nucleotides. Its product is annotated as cyclic GMP-AMP synthase-like receptor. The transcript is spliced from 6 exons. Bases 285 to 1802 code for a protein of 505 amino acids. NCBI's taxonomy places the organism in Eukaryota, Metazoa, Arthropoda, Insecta, Lepidoptera, Nymphalidae. The record is from RefSeq and is a predicted model, not a curated record.
GAGUGAGCUGUUGUUGUGAGUCAUGGCAGCCCGAUGUAUUCCUAAUAAUAUACUUACUUGCGUUGGUAGAGUUAAUGUGGUUUAUAUACUACAUGAUUGAUAUCCAUGAUCAUUAUCAUCUAAAGUCGUUUGUUGGUUUUGUGAACUUUAAAUUAGACCAAAAUUAUCUAGACCGUAUUUAUGUCAUACAACUUCACUGUUUAUAAAUAUUGUGAAUAGGUACAAUACAAAAAGGAGGUGCACUUACGAGUUACGAAGUUACGAACCGUUAUAGAUAAACCAAGAUGAAUAGAGACAACAACAGAGACAGAGACAGAGACGAAAACGGAAACGGAAACGGUAAUGGUGGGAACCAAAAUGGCGGUUGGACUUGGUGGCAAGCCGGAGCUACAGCAGCCGGCGUCGGCGCGCUCGCUUCUCUAGGGUACUUGCUUAUCAGAGGCAGCUCUAGUUCUGAAGAACCCAGUCCAGCCCACCCGCCGCCGCAGCGAGACGCGAGCGAACGAAGAGGAUUUCUAUCCAAUUUGGCAGAUACACUUGAAGCGGCAACCAAUACAAAUAAAAUGGACUGCGUUGUGUCCCGGGCGAAUGUCCCGUCGUGGCCGAACAUCAACAACCUCAACGCGCUGCUCGCCGACAUCCACGUGCGGCACAUCGCGCUGAAGAGGGAAGACUUCCAGCGCCACUACCGCGUGUUCAUGGGGGUGUUCGCUCAACUGCAGCAAUGCAUGAAAGAGGUCGACAAGUACUACGAGCGCUAUGCUAGCAAUGUACAAUUCGCCGGUAGCCACUACGACCGCCUCCGUAUAAAGAAGCCGGACGAGUUCGACAUGGACAUCGUCAUCGGCGUGCCGGUCAACAUGCGAAGGGACCCCUCCGACCCGCUGGAGAGCGACAUCGUCAUCGAGCAGAAGUCGCCCGGCUUCGUUCAGCUGCGCGCCGGCACGCAGUACCAGAACAUACUGAUCCGCGACGGCAUCGACUGCGUCAUCAACAAGACGGCCUACGGCUGGCUGGACGACAGGAAGUACAUCCUCCGCUCCAAGUUCAUAGACUGGUUCAAGAGCGUCGGGAACAAAGGCCUCAAUAGGUUCCAGCUGAAGGACGGUCAGCGGGUAUGUUACGUCGACAGCACAUGCUACACGAUCCGCACGUCGUCCAGCGGGCCGGCGUGGACGAUCAUCAUCGAAGCGCCCGGCUUCAGGCUGGACGUGGACCUCGUGCCUGCGCUCAAGUUCCCCGAGAACAGGUGGCUGAACGCCAGGAGCUACCGCCCCAUCCCCGUCGACUGCCGCAGAGGGUACUGGAUGGUGGUGCCCAAGCCCAACAAGGCGGGCUCGCCGCAUGACGAGCAGCGCUCCUGGCGCAUCGCUCUGCAGGAACAGGAGAAGCAGCUCCUCAACAAUACGAACAGUUUGCGACAGGUCAUCCGGCUGCUCAAAAAAUUCCGUGACGCCCAGGGCAUGCAGAAGAUAGCCAGCUAUUACAUCAAAACCAUCUUCUUCUGGGAAAUUAUUGAAAAGCAAGGCGAUACCACCUUUUGGCAACGAAAUGACAUAGCUUAUCUAUUCCAACACAUGAUGAAAAAGUUCUAUGAAGCUUUGGAUAGAGGGAGUAUACCAUAUUUUUGGAAUAGGAAUAACAACAUGAUUGAAAAUUUGAACAGUAACCUUAGAAAUGAGUACAAGCGAAAAAUUUUGUCCUUGUUAAACGUUCUUGAUAGUCCGAGAGAAUACAAAUCUGUGGCGAGAUAUUUGUUAGAUUCUAACGAAUAUCUUGAGUACCAACGCUUCAUAAAUUAAGUUUUUAAUAUUGACCUCAAUAUUAAUUAAUUUAUUUUAAACAAGCGGACGCCCGCGACUUCGUCUGCGUGAAACCCUACUACUACCAACCCUACCCCUACCCUACCCUACCCUAACCCUUCCCUACCCCUGCCCUACCACGUGACGGCGAGCGCGAGCUUAAAAAAUGGAGUAUCUUCUACCGUUUUCUCAACAUUUCCCUUCACUGCUCUGCUCCUAUUGAUUGUAGCGUGAUAAAAAGUAUACUAUAACCUGUCCAGAAGUAUGAAAAAUAAUUGUACCAAGUUUUGUUAAUAUCCGUCGAGUAGUUUUUGUUUCUAUGACGAACAUAUCACGCGACGGAAGCUUAACAAAUUUAGUAACUUCUCCCGUUUUCCCAACAUUUCCCUUCACUGCUCUGCACCUAUUGAUCGCAGCGUGAUGAAAAGUAUACUAUAACCUCCCCAGGAGUAUGAAGAAUAAUUGUACCAAGUUUCGUUAAAAUCCGUCGAGUAGUUUUUGUUUCUAUAAAGAACAUACAGACAGACAGACAGACAAAAUUUUUUCUAAUUGCAUUUUUGGCAUCAGUAUCGACCACUAAUCACUCUCUGAUAGUUAUUUUGGAAAUAUAUUUCAUGUACAGAAUUGACCUCUCUACAGAUUUAUUAUAAGUAUAGAUGGGGAUGAUGAAAAUUCAUACAGUUUUAGCUUUCUUACAUUAAAUGUGACAUUUUUUUAAUAAAUGGACUAUAAAUGGAUUUUGUUAUUUGUGCAUAAACACACAAAUAACAAAGAUAUUAGUAAUUUUGUUUGAAAGCACAUACAAAUCUAACGAUCAUUACAUUACCUACGAUGUCAUUAGUUCGUGCCAUUUUGUAUGGGGCGUUUUUCAGGGAUCCGCGGCAGCGCCGCAAAUCUGACCCUUUAAAUCCCUGUAGCUCUGAAAGUAAUGAUCGCAGAUACCUUGUUCCUUUUACAAAAUUGAUUUACUAUUAGCAUACUCUAGAAUUAUAUUCAAUUUAAAAAACUGUCAUCAUCCCUAUUGAUAUUUUUACUCUUUUUACUAAUCUUGUAAGUGUUUAAUUCAUCGAGAGAAGUUUCUAUAUAUUUCCUAAAUAUUAUGCAUAUAAAAAUCAAUGCUGCUUUUCGUUGUAAUUUUAUAACUCAAGAAGGGGUCACCUAUCCAAACCAAAUGUUUAGGCUUUGUUCGGACUAUUUAACAGAUGGUUUAUGUGAAGUUUGCUCAAAAUCGGUCGAGCGGCUCUUCAUUCAUGACAAUUUUUGUAACAAAUUAAUUUAGGGGUAGGGUAGGGGUAGGGUGGGGGUAAGGCUAGUUUAGGGUAGGGAAGACGUGCACAUAAAUGAAAGCGAAGCUUGACCGGGUCCGCUAGUAAUUAAUACUUUUAAGUUUAUUAUCUUACUAGCUGAUGCCGCGCGGCUUCACCCGCGUGGUUCCCGUUCCCGUGGGAAUAUGGGGAUAAUAUAUAGCCUAUAGCCUUCCUCGAUAAAUGGGCUAUCUAACACUGAAAGAAUUUUUCAAAUCGGACCAGUAGUUCCUGAGAUUAGCGCGUUCAAUCAAACAAACAAACAAACAAACAAACUCUUCAGCUUUAUUAUAUUAGAUUAAAUAAGUACAAGUACCUAAGUAAGUUUAUGUUUUGUAUGAAUAAUAAAUAUAUACCUAAUCAUUAAA